AUGUGCUCCUCACCAAUGUCACCGAUACCUGGUUUCCGACGAUCCGCAAGCGGAUUCGGUCAACACGACAGCGCAUCCUUAGAGCAGGGGAUCGUGUCCCGUCUGAGAGCAUUAGAGAGUGGGAACGCACCCCAAUUCUCGAUUUCAACUACCAACGGCCAAGACCCCGCUUCAACACGAGAGCAUCUAGUUCGACAUAAACGAACCCUGGACAAUAUCCAAGCAUGCGACAGUCGUCUCGCGGACCGUCUCAGUAACUUGGAAAGCAGUACUCAUCCUACCGAAUUUGAGGCUUUGAAGAAGAAUACGACAGAUCUCAAAUCUACCGUGGACAAACUGAUGGAUCGUCUCGCUUCGACAGAGACCAAGAAUGAGGUACUAGGCCGUCUAGUCAAUAACCUUAUCAACUAUGGGCAUGAGAACAAGAAGAAAACCACCAGCCUCGAGGCCGGAGUCGAACAGAGCCGCGUGGGGGCUAAGAAGACAGACGGUCAACUCAGAGAGGUCCGCCGCAUUAUGGAUAAUACCACCCAACAACAGAGUGAGGUGAACUCCAAUAUCUUGGACAUCCAGAAGCAAUUCAAGAAAUUCAAGCAGUUCCAGCUCUCGGAGAAAGUGUCGCAUGACAAACUCAAAGCCCAGCUGAAGGACACCAAAGAACUGAAGAAGGAGAUCAUUGAGAAUUUCAAAGGCGCUUUCAAGGACAAUGUCAAGAACGAAGUCAAGACAGAGCUGAAAGCGGAGAUGAAAGCAGAGCUGGUCAAGGAGUUUAGGAGAGAAAUCGACAUGGUGCAGUCACAGCAUUACCGUUUGCAGGAUGAGUUGAGUGAGGCUUACGACCGAGCCGAGCGAGCCAUGACGGAGGCGAGAAGAGUCACCAACGAACUCGAGAUUCGGUUUGGAACUGUACCGCCCGAGGUUCAAAGUAUUCCCGAUGAAGCCGGUCUCAUCAUAGACAUGAAGCUAUAUACGAAGAAAAGGCUCACAAAAAUGAUCUCUAAGACAGAGUUGAGACUCAAGGACAUGAUCUGUGACAUGAAGCAGGACAUAGCCCGCCUAGAGAAGCUGGCGGAUCAAGGAACCAAGAAUCUCGAAGACAUGUGCUCGCAACACACCGAGACAAUCACAAGUGUCAAGCAAACGCUAGAGGACAAUAUGAGGUUCACGACCCAGGAGAUUGCGCGUCUGGACGAUUUCCACAAGGAGACGAGUGCAGAAAACAGAGAUGGACCAAGCGCUGCGGCGAACUUGAGCGCUCAUAGUAACCACGCCACUGAAUGCAUCAUUGACGCAAUCCGCAAUUUCAUUGAAAUGCAAAAAUUGCGCAUUGGUGAUCUAGAAAUUCCGGCGCUCAAGAAUAUCAAGGAUCAGUCGACAGCUCGGCGCAUUGGGCUACCACUCACUGCCCCAACGCUACCUUCAAGUCCUCAGCCUUCAGAUGACGGCACGAGCUGUUCUGCUCAAACUCCUGACAAGUCGGUCUCUGUCUACACCGACAAAUACGUCGAAUGGCUCCAAAAGCUCGACUUCCGUCCGGCAAUGGGCAUGACAAAGUUCAAGGACGUUGAUGUUCGUGUGGAUGAGCACCUCAUCUUCUCAGACGGUCCUGAUAGGUACUACCUCAAGCGGAACAGCAUCUUCUCCUUUACGCCUUUGGUCAUGGCACGGGAUCGCCGAGGCUGCCAGGACGAGGACUUCUACGCAUACAUACACCAGCCCUAUCACAAGCGAGCAUACAAGGACACGGCUAUGGAGAUUAUGUACUCGUCGGAUCUGCCUGUUGAUGAUGUCCGGUCCCUCCCAAAGUAUGUGGUCUACCUCGGAGAAGUCUACUGCGCAACCGAAGGGGAGCGAACCGGCCAGCUGAACUGGCGCACUGAUUACCACCUGGUUAUGGACAUUGCCAGACCUGCCAAGUCGCUGUGGUUAGUGUUCGGAUACGAGUGCAAGGAUGCAAAUGGCAAUAUCCGCAACACCGAAUUCGAAGUUGAAGAGAAUGACUUCUGGUCUUUCGUUAAGGAGAAUGAGAGUUUCGACAUAGCCAAGGUUGCAGAGAAUGUCAACGACUGGAAUAUCUGCAGUGAUACCUAUCGCUACGACCAGCCCGAGCUGCACAUCGGCAGAGUCAGAGAGGCCGUGUCGCAGUCCGCUCGGAUUGCCAAGCCCCUUUUCACAUCGCCGAACUUGGAAGCACUCCUAAGUGGUAUUCGGAAGGGCUGGAGGGGCUGGAGGGAUGCUACUACCGUUAGUUCCAAGAGUACCUACAGCUUGGACGAAACAAGCAACUCGGAAUUAGAACUUGAUAUUAUUCCGCGAGGUUAA
Neoarthrinium moseri is the source of this 2322-nucleotide messenger RNA. RefSeq lists its product as uncharacterized. The coding region runs from base 1 to 2322 and encodes 773 amino acids. Lineage: Eukaryota; Fungi; Ascomycota; Sordariomycetes; Amphisphaeriales; Apiosporaceae. The record is from RefSeq and is a predicted model, not a curated record. The transcript has a single exon.